AUGAAGGGGAAAACAGAAGUCAAAUGGACUGAAGAUUAUGGAAACACAAAAGUAACAUAUCAUGGCAAGGAUAAGUACUUCAGCAUCCAGUAUGACAUUCUUCAGGCAAACCAAGGUGACAACGUUAUCUGCCCGGGUCGCCACGUCUACCCAUUCAACGUUCAGAUACCUGCCCUACCCCUGCCGUCUUCCUUCAGCGGCUCCAAGGGGAAGAUCCUAUACACUCUGGAGGCGAUCCUGAGCCGUUCGAUGAGAAUGGACAGCACAGCUAAGACUGAAUUUACUCUCAUCUACAGAGGGGCUCUAAACAGUCACCCAAUAAUGAUGGUUCCGCAGCUGCAGGUUGUUGAAAAGAAAAGGAUGUGUUUUUCUUCUGGAACAAUUGCAAUGAUUGUAAAAAUUGCAAGAACAGGCUUCUACCAAGGGGAAGGCAUGCAGGUCAUUGCUUGCAUUCAAAACAAAUCAUCUCGUAGAGUGAAGCCCAAGUACGUUUUGUGUAGGAAGUGCAGCUACUUUGUAAAUGAACACAAGAAACUUGAAACCACACCAAUCCUGAAAGAGGUGGGUGAUCCCAUCCCACCUUCUACUGCUCAGACUGUCACCAGGACCAUCACCAUCCCAGAUGAUACAAGUGUGUCGAUCCUGAACUGUCGACUCCUCAGAGUGGAGUACAAACUCAAGGUCUACCUGGAUGUCAAGUAUGCUUUUGACCCUACGCUCAAGUUCCCCAUCGUCAUCCUUCCUGCUUUACCAGAGCCUGAAGGACAGCAGCAGCCUUCUCAUCUGGUUGCCUACAGAUCUGGUGCAUUCGCAAACUAA
Cheilinus undulatus (humphead wrasse) is the source of this 819-nucleotide messenger RNA. RefSeq names its product arrestin domain-containing protein 3-like. Lineage: Eukaryota; Metazoa; Chordata; Actinopteri; Labriformes; Labridae. The coding region runs from base 1 to 819 and encodes 272 amino acids. Gene Ontology annotation, cellular component: cytoplasm; plasma membrane. The transcript has 6 exons. Gene Ontology annotation, biological process: protein transport. The record is from RefSeq and is a predicted model, not a curated record.